AAUCGAAUCAUAAAAAUGCCAAUCAUAAAUGACAUACCAUCUACUAUUUUGCCAACAAAUAAACCGAGAAAAAUAGUCAAACAAAAUGAGCUUUCACCCGAUAAUGGUAGCUAUUUUUUACAACAACAACAACAACAGCAACAACAAUUACUGCCAAUUUCAUCGAUCGCCACCGUCAACAACAACAACAACGAAAACAACUCAAACUUGAAUAUUGAUGAUGAUGAUGAUGAUAGACGACGACAACGACGACGGCGGCAAACAAACAACACUAUCGUCGAUAUUGUUACUAAGAAACAACAACAACAAACGAGCAGAGGUGUAUUAGGAAAAAUUUAUCCAUCAUUUUCAACGCCACAAAUUUAUUAUUCAAAUAAUAAUUUUGAUUGUAAAAAUUCAUUUCAUCAUCCUUUUUCACAACAAUCAUCUUCUGGUACUAUAGUUCAUCAUCAAAAAUAUAAUCAUCGAAAGUGGCCAUAUAAUCAACAGCUACAAAGUUUUUCCAUAAUCAUGACUGAUGAACAACGUUUACAACAACAGACUGAACAAGAGAGUUCACAGAAUCGUGUACUAAUCAAAAAUGGUAAAAUUGUCAAUGAUGAUGCCAUUUUUAAGGCAGAUAUUUAUGUUGAAGAUGGAAUUAUCAAAGAUGUUGGUCCACAUUUAAUUGUACCGGGUGGUGUGAAAACAAUUGAUGCUAAUGGUUUUUUUGUAUUACCCGGUGGUAUCGAUACACAUACACAUAUGAAUGCAACAUUUAUGAACGCAAAAACAGCCGAUGAUUUUUAUAGUGGAACUCGUGCUGCUUUAGCUGGUGGUACAACCACUAUUAUGGAUUUUGUUUUGACUGAAAAAGGUCAAAGUUUGAUUGAAUCAUUUAAAAAAUAUCGAUCACAAUCUGAUGGUUUGGCAUGUUGUGACUAUACGUUUCGUGUUGUUAUUCCGGAAUUUAUUAAAGGCAAAACCGAUUCAGAAAUGGAUACAUUGGUUCGUGAACAUGGAAUCAAUAGUUUUAAAUUAUUCAUGGCAUAUAAAGAUGUUCUAAUGUUACGUGAUGAUGAUUUGAUAAAUGUUUUGAUUAAAUGUCGUCAACUUGGUGCAUUGCCUGUGGUUCAUGCUGAAAAUGGUGACAUUAUUGAUUAUAAUAUUCGUAAAUUGAAAAAUAUGGGCAUUACCGGACCAGAAGGACAUUUACAAAGUCGUCCAGAAGAAGUUGAAGCCGAAGCGGUUACUCGUAUAACUACAAUGGCCAAUCAAGUGAAUUGUCCAGUUUAUAUUGUUCAUGUUAAUAGUAAAUCAGCCGCUGAUGCUAUUGUUGAAGCUCGAAAACGUGGUUGUUUAGUGUAUGGUGAACCAAUCGCUGCUGGUAUUGGAUCGGAUGGAACACAUUAUUUCAAUAAAUGUUGGCAACAUGCAGCCGGUCAUGUUAUGUCACCACCACUUCGUCCAGAUAGAUCAACAUCUGAACAUUUGAUCAAUAUGUUGGCUUCUGGUCAAUUACAAACGAUUGGAUCAGAUCAUUGUGUUUUUAAAACAGCUGAUAAAGCACGUGGCAUGAAAGAUUUUUCAAUGAUACCGAAUGGCGUGAAUGGUGUCGAAGAACGUUUGAUGAUACUAUGGGAAAAAGCAGUUCGCCCGGGAAAAUUGGAUCCAAGACAAUUUGUGGCCAUAACCAGUACAAAUGCAGCUAAAAUUUUUAAUCUUUAUCCACGUAAAGGUCGUUUGGCAAAAGGUUCGGAUGCUGAUCUUGUCAUCUGGGGACCAAAACCACAUGUUAUUCGUGCCGAAAAUCAUAAUUCUAAUGGAGAUUUCAAUAUUUUCGAAGGAACACAAGUUUCAUUCGGUCCAUUGGUUGUCAUCAGUAAUGGUCGAGUUGUAUUCGAUGAAAAUGGAUUACAUGUUGUACAAGGCAGUGGUCGAUUUUUACCUUGUGCACCUAAUUCUAGUUUCCUGUGGCAUUCGAUUCGUGAUCGUGAACGAACAUUACCGAUUCGAAUUGAUCGAGAUGGUAAAGAUGAACAACAACAACAACAACAGCAACCAAAUCAACAACAACCUACAGUUCCUCGAACACCACCUACUGCUACUGUUGCUGCUGCUCAAAAUGGAAAUACACCUCUUAUUCCAUCAAUGGUGCCUGGAACACCACCACAACAAUUUCCACAAACAAUUGAACCACCAUAUACCAAAGAAAAUAUGGGAACGCCAAAUUUUUACAAAGGUACCACACGAUCUGGUGUUCGUAAUUUACAGGAUUCAUCAUUCAAUUUGAGUGGUGCACAAAUCGAUGAUGAUAAAAUUGGUAAAACUGCCAUUCGUGUACAGAAUCCACCUGGUGGUCGUUCAAGUGGAAUUUGGUAAAACGCAAACAAACAAACAAAACGGGUCACAGGAAAAAAAAAUACCAUCAGUAUCAUAAAUGACCAACAAGCAAGCAGAGAAAUUUAUCAAUAUUUGCAAAAAAAAAAAAAAAAUU
This is a messenger RNA of Dermatophagoides farinae (American house dust mite), 2476 nucleotides long. RefSeq names its product Collapsin Response Mediator Protein (gene CRMP). Gene Ontology annotation, biological process: pyrimidine nucleobase catabolic process. Gene Ontology annotation, cellular component: cytosol; cytoplasm. Gene Ontology annotation, molecular function: dihydropyrimidinase activity. NCBI's taxonomy places the organism in Eukaryota, Metazoa, Arthropoda, Arachnida, Sarcoptiformes, Pyroglyphidae. The record is from RefSeq and is a predicted model, not a curated record.